Molecule: messenger RNA, 1586 nt
Organism: Fusarium verticillioides 7600
Lineage: Eukaryota; Fungi; Ascomycota; Sordariomycetes; Hypocreales; Nectriaceae
Exons: 3
Coding region: 99-1535 (478 amino acids)
Biological process (GO): regulation of DNA-templated transcription
Cellular component (GO): nucleus
Molecular function (GO): zinc ion binding; DNA-binding transcription factor activity, RNA polymerase II-specific
Source: RefSeq, a predicted model, not a curated record
AAUCCUUUCAAAUAUUGUCUCUUAAGACCGAAGACGGUGAUAGCGGCGGCCGAAAACAAAUUUCUCAUCUCGCGAAGCGUUUAAGUCCCGCAUCGACCAUGACUUCACAAGCACCCCGGGUUUGCCGGAUAUGCAAAGCCAAGAAGAAAGCGUGCGGCAAAGAACUGCCAACCUGUUCCUACUGCUUCAAACGUGGUUUCGACUGCAUCUACGACACCGAGACCGAUACACCGCCAAUUAGCGACGAUGUAGCAGAAGUGUUUAAGCCCUGGUCUCUUACGUUAUUCCCCAUGGUUGUUUCCACUGCCACUCUCAAUAGAACGAUGGCUUAUCAUAUGCACUUCCUAUACAGAGUAGUCGGCCAAUCUCCCCUCCAGGCCGGGAAACGAUUUCUUGAUAAUUUUCAGAGAUGGUUACCCGUCAUAGCCCCACGGCAACUGCAUGAGCAUAUUGAGUUAAGCGAGCGAGGACUUCCUGGGGCCGACGUUUCUGUUCUGUUGCUUGCGAUAUGUCUUGUCACUCUACGGUUUGGCGGAGACUUGGGCGAUCCUUUGUUCCACCAUUCCGCGGUACAUGUGACAGUGAAAACACUGUACGCUCAAGUUCAGGCUAUGAUGCAUGCCAGCGUUGCUCUGAUUCAGGCCGGCGUUAUCUUAUCGGCUUAUGAGUAUGCUAGUGGCCAGAUUGAUCCAGCUUACAUCUCUAUUGCUGCCUGCAUUAGAAUGGCACAGGUUGUUGGUGUCGACACUGCAUAUAAGAAGCUGGGUGCUGUUCAAGAAGAGACUAGACUACAAGCUACGUCAGAGUGGAACUUGUGGUGGUCCAUCAUUGUCCUGGAAAGGUUUAUCUUGCUGGAGUACAGUAGUAACGGACGUCGAGAUCCCAUAGCAGUCUGCCCCGGCUCCGACGAACCUUUGCCUUCUGACACAGAAUCCAACGGUGAAUUCAUUCCAACGUACUGCACCAUGUCAUCCUCGACUAUUCAGAGCUCCUCUGGUUUGAGCAGUUUCGGUCGACAAGCGCAAGCUAUCUACAUGCUUGACCACUGCUUGCAUGAGACGAAGCAAUCUAAGCAAAGCGACUCUGAGUCACAGCUCUUGAAACUGCAACUACUGGAUAAAGACUUGCAAGAGCGGAUGUCUGUCUUCAUGACACAGACACCGCAUGAGCCGGGUCUGCGAUGCGGAACUAUUGCAACAGUAAUGAGGUCCUUGUACAUUGUGCACGAGAAGAUACUGUCGAUAGCUGUCUCGUUACCUGCAGAAGCUGACAAAGAGGGAUGGAUAAAGAGCUCUGAAGCUGCGUUGGAAACGAUUACCAAGAUCAUGGUUGACGUCGCGAAGCAUCACUUGGACUAUAUUGCCCGCUCCGGUGUUGACAGCUUGGCUUUCUGUUGUGCAUGUAACCUUCGGGUAGCUAUAAGAUAUACUGAAAAUCGCUGUAAACAUGGCUAUGUAUGUAAGAGUCUAUUGGAUGGCUUAGGUUAUCUCAAAGCACUCGAAACGAUGUUCAAUCAGAGAUGGAAAUUGAAUUAAUGGCUUACCAUAGCUCUCAACCGAUUACCUUUGCGGGGUUUCUAUUCCCAU